Molecule: messenger RNA, 2762 nt
Organism: Drosophila biarmipes
Lineage: Eukaryota; Metazoa; Arthropoda; Insecta; Diptera; Drosophilidae
Gene: cd
Product: chorion peroxidase
Exons: 4
Coding region: 765-2558 (597 amino acids)
Biological process (GO): response to oxidative stress
Molecular function (GO): heme binding; peroxidase activity
Source: RefSeq, a predicted model, not a curated record
AACGCCGCUUACCGAGGCCGUUGCCGGUGGCUCAGGAUACGUCGUCCUGCCGCCGUAUCAAGGACCGGAACGCGUUUUUCCCGGUGGUGUUUCUCCGCGCUCGCGUCGCAACAAGAUGCGGCAGUUUCAGUGGUGCAUGGGCAUCACCUUUAUGUGAGUGCGAGAACAUCAUAUGUCGGACAUCUACAGAAGUUGGGUUAAAAGUACUGAAUCUAAAAAGAGCGAUUGUAAUUACCGCCCUGUGCCUGGCCCUGGUGUACAGCGAUUCCCUUGGUGGUGCGGAUGGGGGUCCCAGUUUUUUCUUCGGCGUCAAUGGAUCGGAAAUCGAGUUGCCGCCCAACCAACCUCUGCCAGACGAACCGGCGGCUUAUUGGGCCCUGCAACAGGCGGCACUAGGUCACCAUGAUGGCGCCCAGGCGGUUAGCGCAGGGAUCAAAGCUCUAGGGGAUCGGGAAAUACUGGAGGAAGGCUUGCAGCCUAACGAGGUGAAUACGCCGGCCUUCCGACACUAUCGAUCCCUGAGCACGAAUCCAGAGGCAAGAAAACUGGCACGACGUGGUUAUGUGGAGAACCAGGCCACUCUGGAUAUAGCCAAGAGAUUCAACUACACCAAGCAGCCAGGACGCAGCAAUAUCGGCUGGGGACCUAAGAUAGUCCUGCCUGAUCCCACGGUUCUCCGAUUGGAUUGCGAUUUUAAUGCCCGCUAUAGAAGAUCCACGGGGGUUUGCAACAACAAAGAACAUCCCAGGACGUAUGGAGCCUCCAUGGUUCCUUACCGUCGCAUGGUGUCUCCAGAUUAUGCCGACGGUAUUGCAGCUCCCCGAGUUAGUCAUCAUGGACGCCUGCCGCCGGCUCGUCAGGUCUCCCUAAAGAUCCACCGUUCCAGCUACGAGACGGACUCGAAUUUCACCGUGAUGCUGGCCGUUUUUGGCCAGUUCAUGGACCACGACAUUACAGCCACUUCACUUACCACCUCGCAGGAGGGUGAGUCCAUCGAUUGCUGUGUGGCUGCCACACGUGAGCAGCAUCCGGAAUGCUUUCCCGUGGACAUCCUGCCCGACGAUCCGUACUACAAGCAGUACAACAUUAGUUGCAUGAACUUCGUGAGGUCCGCUCCCGCGCCCACGGGAAGAUUCGGUCCACGGAUGCAACUGAACCAGGCCACGGCCUUCAUUGAUGCCUCCGUGGUGUACGGCAAUCUGGAGCAGCGGCAGAAUCAGCUGCGCAGUUUCAUAAACGGAUCUCUGCGGAUGUAUCUCACGGAUGAUGGUCGCCAGUUGCUGCCCAUCUCCUCGAAUCCGUCGGAUGGUUGUAAUCGAGUGCAGAUGACCCGACUGGGAAAGUACUGCUUUGAGUCUGGCGAUGAUCGGGCCAAUGAGAACCUGCUGCUCACAUCCAUGCACCUGCUGUGGGCCAGGCAUCACAAUUACUUGGCUCGGCAACUGCAGGAGGAAAAUCCCCACUGGGAAGAUGAGCAGCUUUACCAGGAGGCUCGCAAGAUUCUAGGUGCCCAAAUGGCGCACAUCACCUACAAUGAGUUUCUGCCAGUGCUGCUGGGAAGGAAUCUCAGCGAGGCCAAGGGUUUGCUGCCGGCCAAGGAUAAUCUCGAUGCUCCGGACACUUAUGACCCGGAAGUGGAUCCGAGUAUUGCGAACUGCUUUGCAGCAGCCGCUUUCCGCUUCGCACAUACGCUUCUACCGGGAUUGUUUAAUGUCUCGCGGGAUAAUAGUACUCCCGAGGCCAUAGAGCUUCACAAGAUGCUUUUUAAUCCCUUCUCCCUCUGGGCGGAGCAUGGGAUUGACCACGCCCUAAUGACGGCGGCCAAUACGCCGGUAAUGCAAGUGGAUCGCUUUUUUUCGCUGGAGGUUACUCAGAAGCUUUUCGAAGGAACCGCCGAGGAUAAGGUGCCUCUGUGCGGUCUGGACUUGGUCUCGCUGAACAUUCAAAGGGGUCGGGACCAUGGGAUACCCUCGUACCCGGUCUUCCGGCGUCACUGUCGCCUUUCACCAGUGGACACGUGGGAGCAGAUGUCCCAGGCCAUAGACAACGCUACUUUGGAGACCAUCAGGCAGAUUUAUGAAUCUCCGCAGGAUGUGGACGUUUACACGGGUGCUCUUAGUGAACCACCACUGGGAGGAGCAAUCUUUGGUCCGCUCCUCAGCUGCAUGGUAUCGGAUCAGUUCCUACGCCUCAAACUGGGCGACUCCCAUUGGUACGAGCGGAAGAUGGGGCCACAGAAGUUCACCAAAGCCCAACUAGCGGAGAUUUACAAAACCAGUCUGGCAGCCAUCAUCUGUCGCAAUUCCGAUGGUAUAACCACAGUGAGAAAACACGUAAUGCAGCGACUGCAUGAUAAAGGCAAUCCCCAAGUGAACUGCCAGGAUUUAGAGGGAUUCAACUUCAAUUUUGAGCCCUGGUCAGAGGACAAAAAACCGAGGGAACUGCACAGUACAGGAAUAAGUAGGGGAUCCUCUUCAGUGCGGGUAAUGUCCAAUAACACGGUCAAGGGAACCCAUAGGACAGCCAAUGUAACUCUUCAUAUUGAUAAGGGUAUCUGAUUUUAUAGGAGAAAGCAGUAAGUCACCUAAGAAAAUACAGCUAUACAGUAAGGGUGAAAAUAAUCCUAAUGAAAAAAUUCAUAUCAUGAAAAAUUAAUUUAAUUUAUUUUUAAGCCAUGAGGACAAGAAGAUCGACCAUUAUUACAAACUAAGAUUCCUACGUAAAUCACCUUCGACUGUCAAGAUUUAUAAAAUAAAUGUAAA